CACAUGAUCACAAGAUGGCGGGUCCGACUGUUGUGAAGAAGAUCGUCUCGACUAAAUUUGAAACAGAUGACUUUCCACCUGGAUUACAGUGGUUUUCACCGCCGAAAAGCUACCAGUCCAAAGCUAACAAUGGAUCAGGGCUCAAACUCAACAUGGAUCCCCUAACAGACUUCUGGCAGAGAACAUACUAUGUUCCUGAGCUACGAAACGAUAAUGGUCACUUCCUGUACACAGUGAUAAAAGAAGACAAGGUGUAUGUGGAGACCGAGUUUGAGGUGCUGAGUACCAACAAGUUUGACCAGGCUGGGCUGAUGGUGAGACUGGACGGAGAUCACUGGGUCAAGACAGGUCUGGAGUAUUCGGACGGGGCGUGGCGGCUGAGUUGUGUGGUGACCAACUACAACAGCGACUGGUCCACCACCAAGUGGGACAGCAGCAAGCUCACUUUGCGCCUCUUCAGACUGGGAGACAGUAUUGUGGUUGAGAGGAAGGACCCUUCUUCUGACAACUGGGAGUUCAUCCGUAUAGCUCACCUCAACAACCCGCAAAAAGCAGACGUGAAGAUUGGUUUGUUUGCGUGUGAGCCAGUCACUGCACCAGGGUCUUCAGUGGUCUUCAACUACCUCAACAUCAACGAGACCGACGGCUUCCACCACACCAAUGCCUAACCGUUUUGGUUUGAUCAGGACAAGCUUGGGCAUAUGGGGGAUAAUGUGAUUAGUGUAUCAACUGAUAUCACUGUGCACAGUGUAAAAAUCAAGAGGGAAAAAGAAUGUUAUUUUUAACUUUUGCAAUAAGAAGUAAAUUCUUAGUUUUACAUCCUUGUUUCACAUUUAACUUUUACAGUAGUUUUUUGGCUGAUCUUGGUAUUGUUAUGAUGUUUAUGGUAGUCCCUAUUAGGGAUGUCAUGUAUUAUCAUGAUUAUGAUGCUGCACAAAGCCAUUGUUGGUCACAUUUCCUUAAAUGUGGGAGGCUGGGUUUUUGAAGAAUUAAGAAUCAGUGCAGGGCACUUUUAACGGGAUGAAAAUUAUAUUCUACAUUAUUGACCUUAACCAUGUACUUAAGAGAAAUUGUCCAUUUGAGAAUAUAUCAAUAUAUAUCUGACUUUAUAUACAUAUAUUUGUAUUGAGACUGUUGAAAGAUGUGUACUUGGAAAUAUUGUCAAAUAACAUUUCAAGUUAUAUCAGUUGUCAAGAUUAUGACACAUAUGGGAUAAAGUUAUCUGAAUGGUGUUGAGUUUUAUUAUUACCGGUAUAUAGCAUUCUGUAGACAGGAAGUUGAUCAUGUAUCACAGUGGUUGUAUAAAAGUCUGAAACACACUGGGUUCAAACUUGACAAGCUUAGGAGGUAGUUACUGUUACGAUAUCUAUCUUGUGAGGAAGAAAAAUCAAUGGUCAAGUUUCACAUUCUUCCUAAAAUGUGGAGUGCAGUGCUCCAGUGUGGACCUAUCUAGUCAGGAUUGUUCAGUGCUUUACCAGGGAUGUAAUUUUUAAUAGCAACGUUCUAUACCCAAGUGGGCAUUACAUUGUAUUUAAGUCAACUUGUGAACUCUAUACAUGCCUUGUACACCAUGGCAUGGUGUGUAGCGGGCAUUGCUCAUACUUAUGUAAUCUCAGGAUUUGUUCCAUCUAAAAGAAGUAUUUAAUGAUUUAUAUUAUCAAAAUGAUUUUCUUAUUAUAUGUGUGUCUAUUAAACUACCUCUGUGGCGUAAUGACUGCCUAGCGAUAGGAAGGACGUGGUUUGAUCCCCUGGCUGCAUCGUGACAAAGAUGUUAAAAGAUGGUACUUUUUGUUACCCUGUGCCAUUCAGCAUUUUGUGAUAAAAAAGGACUGUCUGUCUCAGAGUCGGUAUACUGUGUCAGUGUGGGGUAUCCAUGGUAUCUCAGUUGGUUAGCGCUAUAUACCUGGCAUAAGACUAUCGUAAGUUUAGGCCAGGCGUUUUAUAUUUUUCGGAUUACGGACCCGCCGACUCUAAUUUUUGAGAAAAUGUUAAAAGAAAUAAUCAGAUUUAUCAUCACCUUUUAAUAAAACACAUAUGAAUUUACUGUUGUAAAAUAGUAAAGAGAUACAUAAUCAAUCGUUGUUGAUCUCGAAGCCAAACAUGAAUAGCCUCCCUUGACAAUUGUCCGUGUUGUAAGUGGUAGAAUUUUUAUUGUUACAAGGGGCUGUAUUGUCACAAAUGGCGUUUUUUUUAGCUUUUUUUUCCCUUCUCCAACCCUGGACUUUGGGCUGAAAAAUCCGUAGUCCUAAAAAUAAAAAAAGCCUGGCCUAAGCAGCAGCAAACACUUGCAUAUUUAAUUGUUGCUUUGUGAGUGAGUUAUGUUGAAUACAAUGCUAAACCCCAUUUCACCUCGUCUACAUGCCUAUUUGUCUUGUGCAUCCCAAAUUCUUACAUUUUUGAAACAUGAAUAUUUGCAAUCUGUCCCAUUGAUAAUAAAAGCUUACUGCUAAA
Messenger RNA from Haliotis rufescens (red abalone), 2451 nucleotides. RefSeq names its product regulation of enolase protein 1-like. The coding region runs from base 15 to 668 and encodes 217 amino acids. The transcript has 6 exons. The record is from RefSeq and is a predicted model, not a curated record. NCBI's taxonomy places the organism in Eukaryota, Metazoa, Mollusca, Gastropoda, Lepetellida, Haliotidae.